GAAGCUGACAAGCUCUGUGCGCUGGUCGGGAACGCAAAUCGCGUAGUGUUGUCAAGGCCUCACUGUUCAUUUCAGGGCCUGAAAGCUUCACAAUUAUUAUGGGCAAUUGUUGUGGUUGCUGCGAGGGAGACAAGCCCAACAAAGGAGGACAAGGCGGGUACGCAACUUUUCAGGGGAGCGCACAAGGUGGAUCUGGUGAGACCGAGAAGGACCGGGCGGCCCGCCUCUUAGCGGCGGAACGGGCAGAGCAGAGGCAAAAGCAGUUUGAGCAGAGCGCAGUCGGGAAGGCUGCCUACAGGCAACCUAACAAGCAACAGAAGCAAGAACACACUCCCGGACCAGCUGCCAAGCUUGAAGACCCCAAGUCGCAGUAUGCCGUCUUGGGUGUCUACUUAUCUGUGCAGGAGGUCAAGGACGCCAAGAAAGCGGGCGGAGGAAAUACUGGCCAGCCCACAGCUGCCGACUGGCGGGACUAUCAUGCUCCUCGCAGCAACAGGCCGUCCACCGUAUUAGCAGGCUGGUGCAACACGCCCUUUCCAUCGGCUACCAUGCAAGGCAGGAAGCGCCACCCAGCACCAAGCAGGCGCUUCAUGACGCGCCACCCUUCCCCCACUCCUCCUUCCAAGCAGGAGGGUCAGUCGUUCCACUGACGCAACGAACCCCGCUGACUUGAUACUAGGACAGCAGCCCACAAGGCACAUAUUGGGAGCGCUAGAAGGAGGUGCCUUGCAUUAAGCCAACGAGCAGCUCCACAGUGAUACAGACCGGCAUGCAAAUCGCAGGACGUCGCCUACCCCUGGCACGUGACUUUUCCUGACCCCUUCGGGUCUACCGCGACUGGUCUAUUCGUCAGCCAUGGCCCUACAGUUUAUCAACGCCGACCCUAUUACCUACUUGACCGGUAUCAGCCACCGUGCACAAUGCAUGAGAAGAUGGUUGGUUGGGUCCCGCGC
Messenger RNA from Volvox carteri f. nagariensis, 953 nucleotides. RefSeq lists its product as uncharacterized. Lineage: Eukaryota; Viridiplantae; Chlorophyta; Chlorophyceae; Chlamydomonadales; Volvocaceae. The record is from RefSeq and is a predicted model, not a curated record. The transcript has 7 exons. The coding region runs from base 99 to 650 and encodes 183 amino acids.